AGUUAUAAAUGUAGGUGUGCAUUCUGUUUCAUGCCAGGUACGAAGAGUUAUAAGAAAUCCAUGGGCUCAUUGCAUAUUCACUGACUGGACUGCUGUAAAGUAUUCCGAUUCAUUCUAACGGAUGGAGCAGCUAGUCAAGAAUCUGAGUCUGAGUUUCAACGAAGAAAAUCAAAUCAUCGAGACAUUGAAAGAAUGGAAAAUAAAUGCUAAACCAUCAGAUUUAGACGACAAUGAGAAAAGAUGGUUGUUUGCUGGCAUAUGUCUGAACACUGUAUUAGUACCAUCCUUGAGGAAAUAUAUUGUUCCAAUUUUAACUGAACUUUAUAAUGAAUUAACUUUGAACCAUAAGAUUGAUACGCAAACAUAUCCAACACAUUUAAAACAAUAUCAGCCAACAAAGACCUACCUGAAUUAUGAAGCUGUCAACAACAGCAAAGCAACGCAUGGUUAUCAAAAGGCAAAGUACGACUAUGCAAUCAAGAGUGUUGUUGAUAUAUCCAAGCUUUUUGUACAAACACACAUGGCUCAUUAUACAGGCUUUGAUGAGACCUGUAACUCCUCCUCUGUAUUGGGAUUAAUCAUCAACAUUGACAAGUUUCCUCCAGUUGUAAGGUCAGAUGCUGAGUAUGUAAAACUUUUACCAGCAGACAAUGUUAAAGUGACGACCUCCAAAGAUGAAUCAGCAACUAUAAGAGACGAUAUUGAAAUACAGGGACAUACAGGAGGCAAGCAUGAAGGUACCUGCAGUUACUUUUAA
Messenger RNA from Mytilus californianus (California mussel), 757 nucleotides. RefSeq lists its product as uncharacterized. NCBI's taxonomy places the organism in Eukaryota, Metazoa, Mollusca, Bivalvia, Mytilida, Mytilidae. The record is from RefSeq and is a predicted model, not a curated record. The transcript has 3 exons. Bases 122 to 757 code for a protein of 211 amino acids.